GCGCAUGCGCGGUGUUUCUUCCAGCCUGUGGCGCAGUCCGGGCUGAGGCAGCGGGUGAGGAGGAUGGGGGACCCGGGGGGUGAUGUGAACUCCAACCUGCUCAUCUCCACCGGGACCGGGGACUCCGAGCUGGACAACGCCGUCUACCGCUGGCUGCAAUGGGACAAGAACCCUAAAACCAGAGUGCAGAUUGAGAGCCUCCUGCAGGAUGGGAAGAACAAGGAGCUGCGGGACCGGCUGUGCAGCCGCAUGUCCUUUGGCACCGCCGGCUUACGUGCCGCCAUGGGGGGCGGAUUCUCCAGAAUCAAUGACCUGACCAUCAUACAGACCACACAGGGGAUGUACCACUAUCUGCAGAGAUGUUUUCCUGAUCUCCGGAAUCGGGGCAUUGUGGUGGGGUACGAUACACGCGGACAUGCUGCAAGUAAUUGUACCAGUGAGAGAUUGGCUAAGCUGACGGCCGCCGUCUUCCUCAGCCGAGGUGUGCAGGUCUACCUUUUCUCUAGAUACGUCCCGACUCCGUUUGUGCCGUACGCCGUUCAGAAACUCAGAGCUAUCGCUGGCGUGAUGAUCACAGCCUCGCACAACCGCAAGGAAGACAACGGGUACAAGGUGUAUUGGGAGAACGGGGCUCAAAUCACCUCUCCUCAUGAUAAAGAGAUCCUGAAAUGUGUGGAAGAAGAUCCGACACCCUGGGCCGAUUCCUGGCGUGAGAACCUGGCAGAUACCAGCCCACUGAACAGAGACCCCCUGGAGGAGAUCACAAGGGGUUACAUGGAGGACCUGAGAGCCGUCUGUUUCCACAGGGAGAUGAACCAGAAGACCCCAAUGAAGUUUGUUCACACCUCAUUUCACGGGGUCGGCCACGACUACGUCCAGUCAGCGUUCAAAGUGUUCGGCUUUAACCCCCCCAUUCCCGUCCCGGAGCAGAAGGACCCCGACCCCAAUUUUUCAUCGGUGAAAUGUCCGAACCCCGAGGAAGGAGAAUGUGUCCUGGCGCUUUCUCUAAGGUUGGCGGAGAAGGAGGGGGCCCGGGUGGUGCUGGCUACGGACCCCGAUGCCGAUAGGCUGGCUGUGGCUGAGCUACAAGACUCUGACCAGUGGAAGGUGUUCACAGGGAACGAGCUGGCGGCUCUACUUGGCUGGUGGAUGUUCUUCUGCUGGCAGAAAUCAGAAGGGAGAUGUGAGGCGGGGGAUGUGUAUAUGCUGGCCACCACCGUCUCUUCCAAAAUCCUGGAAGCCAUCGCCAAACGUGAAGGCUUACACUAUGAGGAUACUCUGCCAGGAUUUAAAUGGAUCGGAAAAAGAGUGAAAGAGCUCUUGGAUAAAGGGAAAACCGUCUUGUUUGCAUUUGAGGAAUCGAUAGGCUAUAUGUGCGGGACGGCUGUGCUGGACAAGGAUGGAGUCAGCGCGGCGGCGGUGGUUGCAGAAAUGGCCACUUAUCUAGACGGCAUCAAUAUGAGCCUAAAUCAACAGCUCGUCCAAAUAUAUGAGAAGUACGGUUAUCACAUCUCAAAAACGUCCUAUUUCCUGAGCUACGACCCCGCCACUAACAAGAGGAUAUUUGAUCGGCUGAGAAAUUACACCGGGCCAAAGAGAUAUCCGCAGUCUUGUGGAAUGUACGGCGUUCUCCACGUCAGGGAUGUGACCACCGGCUACGACAGCAGCCAGCAGAGCAAGAAAAGUUUGCUUCCGGUGAGUAAGAGCAGUCAGAUGAUCACCUUCACAUUUCAGAAUGGCUGUGUGGCCACCCUGAGAAGGAGCGGGACGGAACCAAAGAUCAAGUACUAUGCAGAGAUGUGUGGGAGCCCCGGACAGGGUGACAAACUAUUCCUGGAAGAGGAGCUGAAGAAGGUCAUUCAGGUUCUGGUGGAGGAAUUUUUGGAGCCCAGUAAGAAUGGUCUGAUUUGGAGAGCGAUGUGAGGAGACCCAGCAAUGUAGAAUCCUUGACGGUUCUCUGACCCCAUUCAUGCUUUGUCUUAACCCUCUGAAUGUAUCAUCAGGAAGUGAAGUGCAAACUGUCCAGAUGUUUCCACAUGUCAGGAUCACGGCCUUGUCACGUGGGUUUACUCCAUUCUGGGAGGUUUUUGUGUUGAGUGGACAAUCGCAAGCUCAGCAGUUUCCUUGCGGUGAUAAAAGGUCACUACUGAUGUGAUGGGCAUCACUACACUAAAAAGGGAUUUGCUUA
Messenger RNA from Rana temporaria (common frog), 2188 nucleotides. RefSeq names its product phosphoglucomutase 2 like 1 (gene PGM2L1). The record is from RefSeq and is a predicted model, not a curated record. Bases 64 to 1923 code for a protein of 619 amino acids. Gene Ontology annotation, biological process: carbohydrate metabolic process. Gene Ontology annotation, molecular function: intramolecular phosphotransferase activity; glucose-1,6-bisphosphate synthase activity. The transcript is spliced from 14 exons. NCBI's taxonomy places the organism in Eukaryota, Metazoa, Chordata, Amphibia, Anura, Ranidae.